This is a messenger RNA of Didymella exigua CBS 183.55, 1590 nucleotides long. RefSeq lists its product as uncharacterized. The coding region runs from base 1 to 1590 and encodes 529 amino acids. Gene Ontology annotation, cellular component: membrane. Gene Ontology annotation, molecular function: transmembrane transporter activity. Gene Ontology annotation, biological process: transmembrane transport. The transcript has 5 exons. The record is from RefSeq and is a predicted model, not a curated record. NCBI's taxonomy places the organism in Eukaryota, Fungi, Ascomycota, Dothideomycetes, Pleosporales, Didymellaceae.
AUGGGCACGCCAUCGCAGCCGGCGUCAAACGCCAUCAUCUACCUGACCCUCGGCGCAUUCCUGGUCUUAGGAUGCUUCAUCGCAUGGCGAUUGCGACACCAGUCGAAGACUGAGUGGCUGUCGAGCAAUCGCACACAGAAGGGCGUACCGCUUGCUCUUAACUUCAUCGCCUCGGCACUCGGCUCUGGAAUCCUCUUCACCUACCCGCAGAUCGCGACGAUCGCUGGUGUCCAAGGUCUUUUGGUGUACGCUCUGUCGUCAGCCCUUCCGCUUCUGAUAUUUGGUGCUCUGGGACCCAUCAUUCGCCGUAAAUGCCCCGAGGGGUUCGUUCUGACUGAAUGGACACGCCAGCGUUAUGGGGCGGUCGCAGGUCUUUUCCUGAGUAUCUGCACACUCAUCACUAUGUUCUUGUACAUGGUUGCCGAGCUAUCCGCUCUCCAGCAGAUCGUGACUCUGCUUACCGGUCUCAACGGUCUUCCCGUUGUCAUCGUUGAGUGCGCAGUAACCACCAUCUACACCUCCCUCGGUGGCUUCAAGGUGUCAUUCGUGACCGACAACAUCCAAGGCGCCAUGGUCGUCGGCCUUAUCAUCCUCGGCGUGAUCGCAGUCGGCGUAGAGACGGACAUCCAGCGCCCCCUUAUCGAACAGUCCGGGUACCUCAACUCCUCUCUGCUCGGCUGGCAACUGCUGUAUAUCCUCCCCGUCGCCAUCUUGACGAAUGACUUCUUCCUGUCCGGCUUCUGGAUGCGUACUUUCGCCUCACGCACGGACAAAGACCUCUGGAUCGGCGUCUCCCUCGCUACAGUCGGCGUCCUGAUCAUCCUGACCCUCGUCGGUGUCGCCGGUCUCUUGGCCGCGUGGAGCGGCGCAUGGGACAUGACUGACGUAGAAGGCGGCUCACUGGCGCUGUUUCUUCUGCUGCAGCAACUACCCAACUGGGUCGUCGGUGUGGUGCUUGUGAUGACCGUCUCGCUCUCGACCGCGGCAUUCGACUCCUUUCAGUCCGCCAUGAUCUCCACUGGCUCAAACGACUUCUUCAGGAACAAGCUGAACAUCUGGAUCAUCCGCGGGUGCGUGGUUGCGAUCAUCUUCCCCGUCGUCGUUGUCGCGCUGCGUAGCCCGGAUAUCCUACAGAUCUUCCUCAUCAGUGACCUCGUCAGUGCGGCCGUCGUGCCGUGUCUGGUUAUCGGUCUGAGCGAGAGGUUCUACUGGUACCGCGGUUUCGACUUUGUCGUCGGCGGUCUUGGUGGCAUUCUCACCAUCUUUCUCUUCGGGCUCGUCUACUACGACGGCGACACGCGGCUUGCGAGCCGUCUUCUGCUGCUCGAAGGCGGACUGUACGCGAACGACUGGAGCGCAUUCGGUGCGUUCGUCGCUGCGCCCUUUGGCGGUCUCCUCUGGGCUUUCGGUGCCUGCGCCCUCCGCAUCGGAACACUCUGGGUCUGGGCCAGACUCAAGGGUCACCGCUUCGAUGCACUUGACCGUCCUGUGCCCCGCCAAAUGACGCGUCCCGGCGCAUUUGAGGCCGAUGAUCACACCAGUGUGCUUGAGCACAGCGUUGAGACUGGUAAGAGUGGCAAGUUCUUCUAG